AUGUAUCACCAAUCUAGUCCGUCCCGAGGCGGAUGGCCUGCGUACGACUACACCACCUCCCCACCAGGCUCACCAUACUACCAAUCUUUCUAUGCUACUCCAGCGUCUCCUCGGGCUCCCCCCAAACGUCAUUCUCGCAAAGCCAGUUAUGCUUCGCCUAGGGAAUCUGGUUGGUACUCAGCGUAUGCCCAGUACCAAGACACUAUCCCAGAAUAUGCGUCAUCCCGCAAGUUCGACAAUGUUCCUCCCAUCUAUGAAGAAGAUGUAAAACGGUCCCGUGCUCGUCGUGCUUCGACUUCCACCCGCACAUCUCCUCCCAAACCUCCCAAGAUGACUGCGCCCCCCAAGUCUCCAACUAAAGCUACUGAGGCGGAUGCCGAGGCCGCUGGUAUUCCCGCUGGAUAUUCGAUCAAGAACUGGGAUCCGGAUGAGGCCCCUAUCCUCCUGCUUGGAAGUGUCUUUGAUGCAAACUCGUUAGGUAAAUGGAUUUACGACUGGACCGUUUACCACCAUGGCGCUUCCACUCCCAUGGCCGAUGUCGCAGGUGAAUUAUGGCUGCUUCUCAUAAAACUUGCUGGCAAAGUCAAGCGUGCAGACGAAUUUCUCGAACGUGCCGACAGCCGCGAGACCGUCGAACUGUUGGAGGAUUUCCUUGACAGUGGCGAACGCUUGUGGAACCGAUUCAAGACCCUGCUCAAAGAUUGCGAGCAUUUCAUGUACAAAGCCGCCAAGCGCGAAACCGGCCGCAGCGCUCCAGUUUCUAUGGGACGCAACGCCGGUUGUGAAUUUGUCGAGUCCAUCUUUGGACGCGACCGAAAGCUACAUGAUACGGAGAAACUCAUGAACAGCAUCCGUCUGUGGGACAUGCGGUUCGAUGCAAACUGCGAGUCGAUUUUGCGACCAUCUCGUAGAUCCAGUCGUCGCCAGUCUACCGUAUAG
Molecule: messenger RNA, 939 nt
Organism: Talaromyces marneffei
Lineage: Eukaryota; Fungi; Ascomycota; Eurotiomycetes; Eurotiales; Trichocomaceae
Exons: 2
Coding region: 1-939 (312 amino acids)
Source: RefSeq, a predicted model, not a curated record